UGCGAACAUACUGUGUAUGAGUAGAAAGCUCGUAUUACCCCGUGGUGGCUGGCUCAUAACCUCAUACCAUAACGCCAUCGGAUGAGGGAAUGAUAAUGAAAUAUGAUAAGAAGAAGAGCAUUACUAUCUAUUUACAAAGGUAUUCGAGGGCAAAAACAAGGUUGCAAUCCCCGCCCCCAAACUAUACAUACGUGCAUCCAUCUUCGUCUGAACUCGACCUCACAGUUUCCACUCUUCCCCUACCGAGCAUGUAGAUACGGAGUAAGUACUCAAAGUAUCUACCUCGUACAAAACCCAAACCUUACUGUGUACAGAUCAAAACGACACGAAGAGGUCCAUCAUCCGCAUUCCCCUAGCGCCAACCACCAACCACCUCCUUCUCUACCAUCCAAUCUCCAUCCGAAUCAAACACCCACGUGUGCGCUAAAUAUCCCAUCUCGUCUCCCACAAGUUACAACGGUCCGAUGCACUAGCACAAACAGUAAGAGAACACCUGACAACCCCAAUCUUUCUCAACCGCAUCUCGGUGGAGAUCUGAAAUCGUCUGUCCCCAUAUCUCCCUGUCUGCCUGUCUGGAUUCGUGCCAACGUGGCAGGGUAACUACCGUUAUUGGAAGGGCACAUGGAUUACCUCGUCGUAGCCUAAUUGCACCAUCUGCAACUACUGCUACGAGUUCUUCCUUCGUCCUUUCCUGGACCAAACUCUCUUGAGCAAAUCAAGUCUCCUUCUGAUCAUUUCCGUCUCGCCUCACUGCUGGACGACCUAUCCUGCUUCUUUUCUAAACUCUCAUACUGACUCUCUUCCCCCUAGUUCUGCCCCGGUGGCCUCACUGGUGCUUCCAAUUCAGCAGUGAUGUGCUGCUGGACAGGUCGAGGUUCUGGGCUGUGCAUCUCCACUGGUGCGUAUUGGUGCUGAGGCUUAUUAUCUGCUGGUCUAAAUCGC
Aaosphaeria arxii CBS 175.79 is the source of this 942-nucleotide messenger RNA. RefSeq lists its product as uncharacterized. The transcript has a single exon. The coding region runs from base 103 to 600 and encodes 165 amino acids. Lineage: Eukaryota; Fungi; Ascomycota; Dothideomycetes; Pleosporales. The record is from RefSeq and is a predicted model, not a curated record.